Messenger RNA from Diplodia corticola, 453 nucleotides. RefSeq lists its product as uncharacterized. The transcript has 2 exons. The coding region runs from base 1 to 453 and encodes 150 amino acids. NCBI's taxonomy places the organism in Eukaryota, Fungi, Ascomycota, Dothideomycetes, Botryosphaeriales, Botryosphaeriaceae. The record is from RefSeq and is a predicted model, not a curated record.
AUGGCCUCCGACGAAGACUACGCCGCCUUCCUGGACAAGGCCAACCAGGACACGGGCUCGGUGCCCUCGGCUCAGUCCAAGUCAAUCAAGACCAAGGCGGUGGAUUCCGAGGUGCCGCAAGUUUUACUGCAGGUCGAGGAAUACUACAUCUCCGACGCCGACGAACCGUUCGAGCCCGUCAGCCUCAAGUGGAAUUCCGAGUCCCUGCCUUCCCAAGAUGAAUUCGCCAAGCUGAUCGGACACGGUUCAGACGCGUCCAGCAUCAGCCAGAGCGAAUUCGAUCCAAAGGGUCACUAUGCGAAGGUGCUGAAUGCGGUAAAGCAGGCCGGAAGCCACGAUGUCGCCAUCUUCAGAGUGCAGCAUGGCAGUACGAGGGCAGAGUACUACGUAGUGAGCCUGGACAAGAAGGGCGGGAGAAUUGUGGGCUUGAAGGCAGUGGCCAUCGAGUCGUGA